AAAAGAGUAUAAAAACGGAUGUGUCCAUGCCGUUUCUUUAAGUGCCUCAAGUUAAGCGAGUGACGUGGCGAAAUUCCGAGCAGUCCUUGAAUACCUCAGCACUACUUGACUGGAAGAAGGGAUGGAACUGCGACGGAGGUGUUUUUGUUUUUUUUGUUUUUUUUUUCUUCUUCUUCUCCACAAAUUCACAUGAUGAACGCCCGCUAGCCCCUUCGGUUGUAACAACGGCACCCCCGCUCUCGUUCCGUUUUGUGCCAAAAAAAGGAUAAAAUGACAGAUUAAUACCAUGUUUUUUUUCUUCACGGAGGACAAGGAACACAACAACAACACCGUCGUACCUUCCGGCGGCCACAGUGGACGACGUGCGGGGAUGCUUUUGGCGGUUCGAAUGUAGAAACUAGUAACUACUGGCACCAUUUUAGUCAACAUAUACUACAUUUUUUAUUUUUAUUUUUUUUAGACUUUCGCCUUUUUUUUUCAAUUGUUGCACUUUGGAUUUCUGGUCGGCAUCCACCAAGAAAGCAAAGCAAAGACGAGGUCAUUCGACUGAAAACCUAAUCAAUAAAGAGAUGACCCUCGUCUUGUCCAUGAAUCCUUUCCUGGAGCCAGAGAGAGAACCCCCCCUCUCAACAUACCAACCAGUAUGGAAGACGCAGCGCUGCAGUAAGACCUGCCUGUCAAACGCCACGUCACCGAGCUACACCGAAGAGAAAUCCAAACAGGAAACUCCCUUUCGGCGACUUCCUGACCACGUGUCGAUGUCAAGACUCUCAUUCUUCAAGAGGAAGUUUGUCGACGAUGACGAGGCUUCGUUCAGUUUCAGGACGUACUGCCAAACUGUGGCCCCAGUUUUGGAGGAACGGGCCCAUGUUCUGCGUCUUUCCCUGGAGAAGAUGCGAUUCAUCGAUGACCCCGAGGCGUUCCUGCGCCGCUCAGUCCUCGUUAACAACCUCCUUCGACGUCUACGAACCGAGAUCCUUCUCCAGAGCAGCGACUGGUGCUUCCCCCCCAACCCAGUUCUCAGCACCAUCUUGCCACCGGGAUCAAACCCCACAAAUCAGGCACUAAGCAGGGCUGUACCCACCCCGAUCUGCUUAGCACCCCAAGCCGGACCACCCUUUCGGAAGAGGUUCCGAAUGGUCCGUGCGGGACAGGGGGACCUUCGCAGUGACUGUGCCCAGACGUGUUGUUGCUUCUACGCCGCAGCAGCGGCUGCCGGACACUACCUUCCACUUCCCUUCUCCAUGUACGAUGCAGAACUGUCCUCGCCGCACUCGUCCUCCGUCUUUCAAAUAGCCGGUCACCAUAAGAUAGGACUGACCGUUAUAGAGGGCCAUGAGGAUGAGGAGGACGACGACGAUGAGGAGGAACUUGAUGACGAGGACGAGGAGGACGAAAUAGUUAGCGGACCUUCUUCCGGUUGGGUUCAGGGCAAGUCCAAACAGAAAAGUAGGACUAGGAGCCUGCUGGGUCAUACGAGGACAGAGGCGGAUAGCCGCGUGACGGGUAGCAUCGAAGAGGAGGAGGAGGAGGAGGACGGUGAAGUGGAGGAAGACGACGAGGAAGAUGGCGGCAUCAGGCAUCGUGAAUGGGACUCGGCUUCAGAACGAGACCUUCUCAGUGUUCACUAUUGGUACCAAAGGGGUCACAGACAGUAAGACUUGGCUUGCGUUCAUGCUCACACGAGUCCAUUCGUACCGUGCUGCACUUGGGUGCCAUGCCCCCACCCCCCACCCCAACAACCCCUUCUUCUCUGAACCACAUCACACAGGAGCAUUCGUGCUUGGUACGUAUACAUCGCUGUCAUACUAUUAGUAUCGGCCAUUUUUGAUGAUUUUGACUGAUUUUUAAAGGCACACAGAAUAUUGCGUUCUGGGUCAAUAUAGACAUCAUAUAUACCAAAAGAAAGGUUAGACUCUCAUCUUUCAUCAGGAAAAAAAAGUUAGUUUCUACCUUUUUCCGUUCUUUAGUAAUCAGCUGUACAACAUAGGAAAGUUUUCUGCAGAAUCACUUCUAAAAUUUGUUUACAAAUAUAACAUACAGAAUAUUGCGUUCUCGGGCUAUAUAGACAUCAUAUAUACCAAAAGAAAGGGUAGACUCUCAUCUUUCAUCAGGAAAAAAAGUUAGUUUCUACCUUUUUCCGUUCUUUAGUAAUCAGCUGUACAACAUAGGUAAGUUUUCUGCAGAAUCACUUCUAAAAUUUGUUUACAAAUAUGACAUACAGAAUAUUGCGUUAUCGGCCGAUAUAGACAUCAUAUAUACCAAAUGAAAGGUUAGACUCUCAUCUUUCAUCGGGAAAAAAAAGUUUGUUUCUACCUUUUUCCGUUCUUUAGUAAUCAGCUGUACAACAUAGGAAAGUUUUCUGCAAAAUCACUUCUAAAAUUUGUUUACAAAUAUGACAUGCAGAAUAUUUCGUUCUCGGGCGAUAUAGAUAUCAUAUAUACCAAAUGAAAGGUUAGACUCUCAUCUUUCAUCGGGAAAAAAAAGUUUGUUUCUACCUUUUUCCGUUCUUUAGUAAUCAGCUGUACAACAUAGGAAAGUUUUCUGCAGAAUCACUUUUAAAAUUUGUUUACAAAUAUCACAUACAGAAUAUUGCUUUCUCGAGCGAUAUAGACAUAAUAUAUACCAAAUGAAAGGUUAGACUCUCAACUUUCAUCAGGAAAAAAAAGUUUGUUUCUACCUUUUUCCGUUCUUUAGUAAUCAGCUGUACAACAUAGGAAAGUUUUCUGCACAAUCACUUCUAAAAUUUGUUUACAAAUAUGACAUACAGAAUAUUGCGUUCUUGGGCGAUAUAGACAUAAUAUAUACCAAAUGAAAGGUUAGACUCUUAUCUUUCAUCGAGAAAAAAAGUUAGUUUCUACCUUUUUCCGUUCUUUAGUAAUCAGCUGUACAACAUAGGAAAGUUUUCUGCAGAAUCACUUCUAAAAUUUGUUUACAAAUAUAACAUACAGAAUAUUGCGUUCUCGGGCGACAUAGACAUAAUAUAUACCAAAUGAAAGGUUAGACUCUCAUCUUUCAUCGGGAAAAAAAAGUUUGUUUCUACCUUUUUCCGUUCUUUAGUAAUCAGUUGUACAACAUAGGAAGGUUUUCUGCAAAAUCACUUCUAAAAUUUGUUUACAAAUAUAACAUACAGAAUAUUGCAUUCUCGGGCGAUAUAGACAUAAUAUAUACCAAAUGAAAGGUUAGACUCUCAUCUUUCAUCGGGAAAAAAAAGUUUGUUUCUACCUUUUUCCGUUCUUUAGUAAUCAGCUGUACAACAUAGGAAAGUUUUCUGCAAAAUCACUUCUAAAAUUUGUUUACAGAGUUCUUAUAAAAUGCACUUCUGGUCAAUUUUCCGGAUCUGACACAUUUGUAAGUUAAAUAAAAGCCAAAUAAAGUAAAGAAACAAAAAGUACAUAUAAUGCCAUUAUAUAUAAUAUAUAAUGUAUAUAAUGCCGGUCCAAAAAAUUGCAUUAUAUGUACUUUUCCAAAAUAAAAACACUUUUUUGUUUUACUUUAUUUGCCUUUUAUUUAACCUACAAAUUUGUCAGAUCAUUUUGCCUGACCCUGGGUUAGGGUUUGUUCGUUUGUUUUGAUAAAUGUUUCCACAAUAAAAGCGCCAUGCUCACCGGUCCAAAAAAUUGCAUUAUAUGUACUUUUCCAAAAUAAAAACACUUUUUUGUUUUACUUUAUUUACUUUAUUUUACUUUAUUUUUACUUUUAUUUAACCUACAAAUUUGUCAGAUCAUUUUGCCUGACCCUGGGUUAGGGUUUGUUCGUUUGUUUUGAUAAACGUUUCCACAAUAAAAGCGCCAUGCUCACCGGUCCAAAACAUUGCAUGAUAUGUACUUUUCCAAAAUAAAAACACUUUUUUGUUUUACUUUAUUUGCGUUUUAUUUAACCUACAAACGUGUCAGAUCAUUUUGCCUGACCCUGGGUUAGGGUUUUUUUUGUUUUUAUAAACGUUUCCACAAUAAAAGCGCCAUGCUCGCCGGUCCAAAAAAUUGCAUUAUAUGUACUUUUCCAAAAUAAAAACACUUUUUUGUUUUACUUUAUUUGCCUUUUAUUCAACCUCCAAAUUUGUCAGAUCAUUUUGCCUGACCCUGGGUUAGAGCAUAAGCUUUGUUUUGAUAAAUGUUUCCACAAUAAAAGCGCCAUGCUCACCGGUCCAAUUCAUGGCAACAACUGAAAACGAAACCAAAACAAUGGCAUUAUUAAGAAACUUUUUAGUUUUACUUUAUUUGCGUUUUAUUUAACCUACAAAUGUGUCAGAUCAUUUUUGCCUGACCCUGGAUUUUAUUUUGAUGAUGAAUUGUGUCUUAUUCGAGGAGCGAAUUAUUCUGUGACUCGCGGUGGUGGGGGAGGGUUGAUGUGUGACGCGGGUUCGAGCACGGUACAAUCGACCUGGUGUGAGUACAGCCUCGUUCUUGUAGAGUAAAAAUACAUAAAUGACAGCAACUUCUUUGGUUGAACUUUACCUCCAACGCCAGCUUUGUGUCAUUGAUCGAAAAAAAAACAUGUCUUUAAUUCCCCGAUUUGGAUUUUUGAUUUUUAUUUUUUUUUGCUUUCUAUUCUGCAAGGAUGUCAAAUUUAAUUGUUGUUGAACGAAAAACCGGCCUCAACAUUUCUUCAUACAUCGUACUGUGACGUUAAAUAUGAAGCCAUCAUGUUGCACUGUCUUGUCUCUAAGACCGUUUUUUCCUGAAUCAGCAAUCGCAAACGUGGGCAAAACACGAGUGGAAGUGCCUUAGCGUUUUUACAGAAACACGUAUUUUGUGUGUUCAUAUACUUCUUCUUUAGUAGCCAUCUGCUAAAAUGACAUUUUGAUAAACGCAGUGAUGUUUUCAGAUGUGGUUACAAUUUUUUUUUUUUUGGAAGAAGACUAGCUAUAAAACUAGCCAUGAAAAAUGUAUUCCGUUUUUUUUGUACUCGGAGUGCAUGUGAUCGAGUUUCUGCACUGAACUCAACUUCGACCAACUUGAGCCGACCUUGAAGGAAACAUCGGUUACUACUUGAUGAAGUGUACUUUUUAUUUUCUUAGGGAUGUUUUAGCUGUACUUUCUCUUGUUUUGCCUUACAAGAAUUCAAUCUCAAAAUGGACGGAUAAUAUUUGUCAUAAAUCUUCAUAGAACCGGUAUUGUCAUUCAGUUUUUUGGUUUUUAAUUGGCCGAGUGACCUUCUACGGUACAGUAGAGCUCGCAUAAGUUCUUCCCGAUUAUGGCGACGAGCCAUCGUUCCAUUCCAUUUUCUUCGGGAAGUCAAGUCCAGACUUGAUGACCAAGCUAUGUCUUAGUUUAGGUCGCCCAAUGGAGGAAACUCGUUUCAACCGCUUGUAUUCGUAGUUUCGUUUUUUCGGUCACAACCCGAAGGCAACCAACCCGUCAUAUAAGUCGAUAAAAUCAGUUCUUAUAAUUUAUAGUAACGCACAACAAGCUAAAACUCAACUCUGAAACCCAUCCAACGGCACUUCCUGUCCUCCCGCCAAUCAUUCUCGUAUGAGUCUGGAACCAAUUACCGUAUUUUCCGGACUAUAACACAGCUUGGAGACCCGAAUUCAAUCCCACUCUAGGCUAUCUCUGUGUGGAGUUUGCGUGUUCGUGGGUUUUCUCCGGGUACUCCGGUUUCCUCCCACAUUCCAAAAACAUGCUAGGUUAAUUAGCCACUCCAAAUUGUCCAUAGGUAUGAAUGUGAGUGUGAAUGGUUGUUUGUCUAUAUGUGCCCUGGGAUUGGCUGGCCACCAGUCCAGGGUGUACCCCGCCUCUCGCCCCAAGACAGCUGGGAUAGGCUCCAGUACCCCUGCGUACUACUGUACUAUUACUACUACUACCUGUUUUUGCACCAUACUAUUAACAUUCUAUAUGCCUCACAGCCAGGAGACCCGAGUUCAAUUCCACCCUCAGCCAUCUCUGUGUGGAGUUUUGUGUGGGUUUUCUCCGGGUACUCUGGUUUCCUCCCACAUUCCAAAAACAUGCUAGGUUAAUUAGCGACUCCAAAUUGUCCAUAGGUAUGAAUGUGAGUGUGAAUGGUUGUUUGUCUAUAUGUGCCCUGUGAUUGGCUGGCCACCAGUCCAGGGUGUACCCCGCCUCUCGCCCGAAGAAGACAGCUGGGAUAGGCUCCAGCAUACCCGAAACCUUAGUGAGGAUAAGCAGUAGAAAAUGAAUUAAUGAAUGUUUACAACCGGGAUGAGUGAUUAGCAUGCAGGGCUCACAGCAAGAACACCCGAGUUCAAUUCCACCCUCUUGUGUGGAGUUUGCAUGUUCUCCCCGUGCAUGUGUGGGUUUUCUCCGGGUACUCCGGUUUCCUCCCACAUUCCAAAAACAUGCUAGGUUAAUUAGCCACUCCAAAUUGUCCAUAGGUAUGAAUGUGAGUGUGAAUGGUUGUUUGUCUAUAUGUGCCUUGUGAUUGGCUGGCCACCAUGCCUCUCACCCGAAGACAACUGUGAUAGGCUCCAGCAUCCCUGUGACUUUCUGGAGAAUAGAAAAUGAAUGAAUGUUUUUUUGGAAUGUGGGAGGAAAACGGAGUAUCCGGAGAACAUGCUAACCAAUCUUCAAAAGAACAGCUAUAAAUAAUAAAUUUCUGGAACAAGCGAACCCCCCACCCCCACCCCCUCGUUAUUUUGCCAGGUAUGGAAUCGUUUAUGUUAAGCUUGUCUUCCUUGCGGUUUCAUCUCAUGUUGAAAGCGACACUAAAACAUCGCUAAUGUUUAUUUUAGCAACUGUGACUCAAAUUUUCCCAGCAAAUAAGAAAAGGAUUAUUUAAGCCGUGGAAAAAAAUCCUGUGUAUAUCUGUGGUAUUAUUUUAUUUCACAGAAAGAAUUACACAAAGCUACGUACUGAAGCAAAAAAAAAUAAAAAAUAUAAAAAAGUGUUAUGAAAUAUGUAAUGAAAAACAACAUAAGAUGAUGUUCUGUGAUGUGUAAAAAAAAACAAGUAAAAAAACAAAGUGCUUUUUUUUCUCUUCUCUAUUAAAACUCUCUUCAUCCUGAAAGCGUUGGCAUUCAUUCAGCGUGUGUGCGUUUUUCUUGCGUUCCGACCUGCGAUGUUCCUCACGAGCAUGCAAAUGAAGCGUCCAAGACAGGGAUCGGGGGGGGCAAUUUUUGAAAGCCGCUCACUUUGUUAUUACGGGCUGUUAAAAAUACUCUUAUCUACUGGUGCAAUGGGGCCCUCGCCGACAUUGGACAGUGAAAUGUUCCUUUGAUGCGGUAAUAGUUCUCAGCACGACCGCCCUAAUUACUGGAUUUCUGCUGGAAUUGUGCACGUCUUGGAUGACAUUAAUUCAGAUUGCUUGAAAGCCGCUAAGCCAGGGGUGGGCAAACUACGGCCCGGGGGCCACAUCCGGCCCGCCAAGUGUUUCAAUAUGGCCCGCCUGUUUUUUCCAAAUAUUUCAUUUGAACUCAACGUACAACCUGGCAUCGUGGCUCGGGCCAAUUUUUUGAUGGUUGAGGUAGCUGCUUUAUCAAUUUCGUUAUUUGAUGUGGUCUGUUGCAAAAUGCUCCUGUAAAAAGGGACACAAGCACAUAAUAAUAAUAAUAAUAAUAAUAAUAAUAAUAAUAAUAAUAAUAAUAAUAAUAAUAAUAAUAAUAAUAAUGUUGUCAAUAAUGAUAAUAAUACUACUAUUAUAUUAAUAUUGUUGUUAAUAAUAUUAAUAUAAUAAUGGUAGUAAUAUUACAAAAUACUCCUGGAAAAAGGAGCACAAGCACAAUAAUAGUAAUACAAAUAAUGAUAAUAAUACUACUAUUAUAUUAAUAUUGUUGUUAAUAAUAUUAAUAUAAUAAUGGUAGUAAUAUUAUUAUUAUAACAAAAUAAU
Doryrhamphus excisus (bluestripe pipefish) is the source of this 7785-nucleotide messenger RNA. NCBI's taxonomy places the organism in Eukaryota, Metazoa, Chordata, Actinopteri, Syngnathiformes, Syngnathidae. The record is from RefSeq and is a predicted model, not a curated record.